Messenger RNA from Thunnus maccoyii (southern bluefin tuna), 5946 nucleotides. It is a transcript of the gene pde4ca, whose product is annotated as phosphodiesterase 4C, cAMP-specific a. Gene Ontology annotation, biological process: signal transduction. The transcript is spliced from 16 exons. Gene Ontology annotation, molecular function: 3',5'-cyclic-AMP phosphodiesterase activity. The coding region runs from base 441 to 2795 and encodes 784 amino acids. NCBI's taxonomy places the organism in Eukaryota, Metazoa, Chordata, Actinopteri, Scombriformes, Scombridae. The record is from RefSeq and is a predicted model, not a curated record. Gene Ontology annotation, cellular component: perinuclear region of cytoplasm; nucleus; cytosol.
AAAGCCUGGGAGAGGGAGGAAGCAGGGAGAGUACAUCAACACUAAUGUUUGAGUCCAUUGCCCCAGCACGGCAUUCAACGUGGUCUUCAGGGAGAGACGAGCAGGACAUGAAAGGGGCUGAUCAGGUUUCAAAUAAAGAUAAAGAGUCUAAUAGAAAGCCAGCUGUAUUUCUCUUUUUGGAUUUUUAAAUUUGUUUCAAGAGUCUUAAAGCUCUGAUGAGUGCUUAUGAGCAGGCCCAGACUUUUUUCAAGUGUGAGGAAGUGAGGAUUGGACCAGAGGCACUAUAGCUUUACCUGGAUUUGGAAUAUCAAGACACACUGGAUCACUGCCAUAUGUCAUGUCACAAAAAAAUGCUGUGAAGUUCAUUUGAGAAACCAGAGAGAAACAGAUCAGAGAAAGUUCCUGGGACCAAAGUCAGCAGACUUAACUAUCCGUUCACCAUGAGUGAUCUGUGCUCUGAGAGCUCCGAGGACGAGCAGGCUGAAGUUGAGGAGAGGCAGCAGGAACGCAAGGUGACCAGGCUGCCAGUCAUUCAGCUCAUGCCCAGGUCUAGGACGGGCUCCCCAGGAGGAUCUCCAAAGAGUUCGCCCAGGGAUUCCCCACGUGGGUCUCCCCGAAACUCCCCGCUGCUCUUCAGGAAGCUGAUGAUGAACCGCAGCAUCAACCUGCAGAGGCGCCGCUUCACCUUGGCCCACACACCCAGUUUUGAUGUAGAGAAUGGAUUGUCGGUGGGGCGCAGUCCCCUGGACCCCCAGGCCAGCCCUGGCUCUGGUGUGGUCAUACAGGCCAACUUUCCUCACAGCCAGCGGAGGGAAUCCUUCCUUUACCGCUCGGACUCUGACUUUGACCUGUCACCCAAAGGUCCUUCCAGAAACUCCUCCACUGCCAGUGACUUGGAAGAAAGCUUGAAGCACUGGGAAGUCAACUGGUUGUCAUCUCGACACACAGAAGACAUGAUAGUCACCCCGUUUGCACAGGUCCUUGCCAGCCUGAGGACUGUCCGAAAUAACUUUGCCGUCAUAACUGGCCAGCAAGAUCGCACAGCCAGCAAGACGCGAUCCUCAGGCAGCAACCCACCGUCCAUGUGCAAGACCAGCCUCGCAGAGGAGCCUCACCAGCAGCUGGCCAUAGAGACUCUGGAUGAGCUGGAUUGGUGUCUAGAACAACUGGAGACGCUGAAAACUCGACACUCUGUCAGCGAGAUGGCUUCCAACAAGUUCAAGAGGAUGCUGAACCGAGAGCUCACCCAGCUGUCAGAAACCAGCCGUUCAGGGAACCAGGUGUCUGAGUUCAUCUCUAGCACCUUCCUAGAGAAGCCACAUGACAUGGACAUCAUGUCUCCCAGCAAGGAGAAGGAAAAGAAGGACGGCAAGAAGAAGCGGCUCAUGUCCCAGAUCAGCGGUGUAAAGAAGGCCACCCACAGCCCCAGCCUCGCACCCUCCACCAUCCCUCGCUUUGGGGUCAACGCAAGCCAGGAAGGUCUCCUAGCCAAGGAGCUGGAGGAGGUUAACAGAUGGGGAAUUGACAUCUUUAAGGUCUCUGAGUAUUCUGGGAAUCGUCCGCUGACAGUCACCAUGUACACCAUCUUCCAGGAGCGUGAGCUGCUCAAGUCUUUCAAGAUUCCAGCAGACACUUUCAUUACCUUCAUGAUGACUUUGGAGGAUCAUUACCACGCUGAUGUGGCGUACCACAACAACAUCCAUGCUGCGGACGUGGUCCAGUCCACACAUGUCUUGCUGUCCACACCUGCGCUGGAGGCUGUGUUUACUGAUCUGGAGAUCCUCGCCGCUCUGUUUGCCAGCGCCAUCCAUGAUGUGGAUCACCCUGGAGUUUCCAAUCAGUUUCUCAUCAACACCAACUCAGAGCUAGCCCUGAUGUACAAUGACUCGUCAGUGCUGGAGAAUCACCACCUGGCUGUAGGCUUUAAGCUUCUGCAGGAGGACAACUGUGACAUCUUCCAGAACCUCAGCAAAAAACAGAGACAGUCGCUGCGCAAAAUGGUCAUCGAUAUGGUGCUAGCCACAGAUAUGUCCAAACACAUGAAUCUACUGGCAGACCUGAAAACCAUGGUGGAAACCAAGAAAGUCACCAGUUCAGGAGUCCUACUGCUGGACAACUAUUCAGACCGCAUACAGGUCCUUCAGAACAUGGUGCACUGUGCAGACCUGAGCAACCCCACCAAGCCUCUUGAGCUGUACCGGCAGUGGACAGACCGCAUCAUGGUGGAGUUUUUCACCCAGGGGGACAGAGAGAGGGACAAGGGGAUGGAGAUCAGCCCUAUGUGUGACAAACAGAAUGCCUCCAUAGAGAAGAACCAGGUGGGUUUCAUUGACUACAUUGUUCAUCCUCUUUGGGAGACAUGGGCCGAUCUCGUUCACCCAGACGCGCAGGAGAUCCUGGACACGCUGGAGGAUAACAGAGAGUGGUACCAGAGCAUGAUCCCCCACAGCCCUUCACCCCACCCAGAAGGCCCGGAAGAGGGAGCCCUCUCUGGGGAAGCCUCAGCACUCGGUGGGGGCUCCACCUCCGCCGAUAAGUUCCAGUUUGAGCUGACCUUGGAAGAAGAAGGAGAGUCUGACACAGAGAGUCCACCUGAGGAGGAGGAGGGCUACAGCAGUAACAGGGGGCUUGAACUCUCCAGAACUGAUUCUGCUACGACUCGCCGGCUCCCCAAAAUGUUCACUACUGAUGCAGGCAGGACGUUUUCUUUAGACUCAGAUAAAGAUAUGGCAGAAGACAGAGAAACAGACCAGGAAGGCGUCUCUGGGGUGCCACGCUUCAGACUCGGCACAUAGCACCAGUCAAAAGCUGUUUUUCUUUUGGCCUUUUUUUGUUUAUUUUUCUUGAUUUCGGUGCCUCAUCCUCUGUCACUCCCCUUCUCCCACCCCAACCAAACACCGCCGCCUCUGGUUUCCCCCCGGACAGGGUGACAGCAAGCCUCGGGGGUGGGGAGUACGGUCGUGCGGGUGGGUGUGGGGGGUGUUAAGAAAGUCUGCGGUUUUACACAGCAGUCGCUUGCACUGGAGAGAGACAGAUAGACUGAGUCACUGUUCCAGUAGAGGACAGGAAAUCAAGUUUCUGAGCGGUCCUUUGUGUUCUGUGUCUUUGAGUCAGACAUACUGUGGAUAACGUCCUACAGAGACAAUGAGAAGUUAAAAAAAAACUUUUUACCAGCCAACCCAAGGUCUACUACAACAAAUGACAGAACUGUCUUCCUCUUCUGGAGUAUUUGCAGAGAAAGCGAGGAAGUGAUGAAUGACACAACAAAGUCUUGUAAGACAUCUUGCCAAACUUGCAAUUUACAGGGACAAUGCUGUUUUGCUUGCCUUUUAAUUUUUUUUUCUCUCUUUUGUUGUUUAUUCAUUGUUUUUCAUUUAGGGCCAUACAUACUUCAAAGCAGUGUAAGCAAAGUAAAUGCAGAAAAGAGCAGAAAGGAGCUGUGCAUGAUUUAAUGCAGGAAACUUUAAAUGUAGCAGACAUUUUGAGUGACUCUAUCAUUAUUAUUGUAAACAGCAUGUAGCACUCCUUUCAGCUAGUGUUGCACAGUCCAUGUAAUUGUGUUCAACAGGCAAGUUACUUUAGAAGAAGGAUAUGAUUAUAAUGAACUGGCUGACAGUACAUAUUUUAAAGUUUUCAGUUGUUUCCAGCUUAUUGUUUCCAUUUUUGUAAUCCUAAACUAUUUUAUUGUCAGCAACAAAACUGAGCCAGGGUCAGUAGUGUUGGACAGUCAAAGAAUUGCAUCCAAAGUAAUGUGGGCUGUGCACAUGGUGCCUCCUGGUGUUGACAAGUGGAACUGAAGGUCUGGCAUCAAAGGCAAAUGAUUUGCAAGGUUUUGCAUAGGCCUACAUGGAAAAUACAUUCAAAACGUAUUUAACUGUAGGACUACCCAAAAUAUCAGUUACGUUUCAGUUUUGUUGCUCGUUUUAAAUAUUUUUCUUUCAUUUUUGUAAUUUGAAGUCACUAAUGUUUUUGGGGUUUUUUUUUUUUGCAUCCUUGAUAUUUUUGGCACCCAUUUUUUAUCAGUUUGCCUUCAAGUUUAGCACUUUAGAGUUUUGUUCAUAGCUAGCCCUCAUUGUGAUUUUGAAGGGCUUGAGCCAAAACAUUAGCACAAUGGAGGAUGUUGACUGAGAAACAGUUUGUUAUUGGCUGUCAUGCAACCAGCACGGACAUCAUGCAAACACUAAAUGCUAAAGUACAGCUAUCCAUUAAAGUCCAUUGUUGUUGCUAUAUAACGUGUCAAACACAACAUCCACCCGCAUAUAUUACUGGACUAAUAAGGGCGGCCUAUUAGACGUACACGAGUUGCAAAGAAGGAUGUCAGCAUCGUUGUAACUGUAAAAACCCAGAAGGUUACCAAGAGACAGUUUCCUAUGCCAGAAUUUUUUCAUCCUCUUUCCUCUCAUUGAUCAAUAUUUCGCUCUUCACAGGGACAUAGUCAAUGACAAAACAAGUGCCAAGCAAGCAUGACACAACCCGUACUGUAAUUUCCAUUUUGCCACUGGCUACUUUCCAUCAGUGACUGAUAAAGUUGGUUGAUUGUAGCACCCUGUGUGCCAAUCUGACCCUAGUGUCUCUGUUCCUUUUUUUUUUUUUUUUUUUAAAUCUAACUCCUGUUCAAACAGUAACUGAAACUGAUAUUGUCUUAAAACAGUGAUGUGUUUUUGUGUGUGAGUGAAUGACUGGGUUGACUUUUUUUUUUUUUUUUUUUUGGAUGUAUUUGCUAAGAAAAAACCAAAGCACUUUGUAUGGUACUUUUACAGUUCUGCACUUCCAGUACAGUUGAACAUGUAUAACAUGACUAUUUCACUGUUUUUCUGUUGGCAAAAGGCCUGGUGGAUGAGUUGAAUUGCACGGGCUGGACCACUACAGCUCUUAAAGGUUGGCUGUCAGAGGGACUGAAGUUUUUUUUUUGUUGUUGUUGUUGUUGUUCUUUUUAUAAUUGACUGUACGGAAAAAAAAAAAUGUUUUGUUGAAAUGCAUGACAUUGGCUGCCAGAUUCAAACAAUAUGAAGAGUAUACGGAAUACUUAUACAAAACUUAGCCUGUGGAGAAACUUGUUUUAUUUUAUUACCACGAUACAGUAAAUCAUGUUUUAAUGUGUGAACGAGAAGGUUUUUUGUUUUUGUUUUUUUUUUGGACGCCUUAUUUUCUUUGGUCAUAGAUGUGUUCACUGACAUGCUGGAGUAAAACAUGUGCAAUCCUUUCUGUAGCCAUAAACAGCACCAAACAGACCAACACUCAAGGAUGCCUUCAACUCUAAGGACUAUUUAACAACAGCUUAACCAGCACAACAUGCGAAGAUUCAGCCUGACUCUCUGCGUGUCACUAAUUGUUUUAUUUUGUACAUUUUCCUCACAGUGCUUCAUGUACAGUUUAUUUAUUAUUUCUAUAUUAUCUGUCAGAGACAAUGGAACAGUAGACUUUUUUUAGUCUGAGGUUUAGUACAUAUGUGUAGUUUGAUUUGUGCGAAUGUCAAACAGGACAGAUUUCAAUUAUUACUCAGCUUUUUUUUUGUUUUUUUUCCUUCUCAUUUCAUUUCUUUGUGUCUGCAAAUAACAUUAUGCAUAAGCAAAAAUACUCACUUUCAUGUUUUUCUUGGUAUAAAAAUAGUUGAGUGACAGAUUUCCAUCUGUGGUUUUCUGGAACAUUUCUCCUUUUUCUUGUCUUCCUCUGUUUCCUCUGAUCUGGUCAGAUCACGUAAUCAUGAAGGAUCUCACAGUACGUGUGCUGAUCUGAGACUUCUUUAAUUCAUAGUGAAGAUGAUUUAGUCGUACAGCCUCAACACUCAUCCUAGAUCAGUAUUUCUUUUCUUUGAGAUUUUAUGAACAUGGGUCAUGAACUAAGACUCUGCAGCUUUGACAAUCCAAACUCUGCUGUUUAACUGCGGCUGUGUUCGCCCUCUCCAACUAGAACUGUAUGCCUUGCCAAUAAAGGAAAAACUCUUCA